AUGGCGUCUGCCGGGCCGGUCAAAGGCACGAAUCGAGGUUACGCGACGAGGUCGUACUUCACGUCGCGGGGUGGCGACGCCCAUGGGUCCGCUUUCAGGUCUGCGGUGCUCUCAGGUCGCUUCCAUUCCAACCAAUUUCCAACCACCACCACCAGCAUCAGCAUCAGCAUCAGCAGCAUCAGCAUCAGCAGCAUCAGCAGCAUCAGAAGCAUCAGCAACAACAAUCCUCUCUCCAUUCUUCCCAAGGCAGUUCUUCCCCUCGUCGCUCGCCCCACCUCUCUCUCCUCCCACGCACCCUCCUCACCCCUCCUCUCACGCUUCCUCCCCGUCGCGCACUGCCGAGCCGAAACAGCCUCGGACCAGACCUUCCAGCCAUGGAGUCACCAAGCCUCGCGCACAGGCUCGGGAACAGGUCCUCGAAAGGAGCAGAGCAACGGGAAGGGAAGCAAAGCUUCCGGAACAGCAUCAGCAGCUUCUGAUGAUGAAGAUGCUCGCGCUCGUGCUGACAUCAGCAAAACGGCUAACAUCAUCACGGAACGAGUGGACGGGAAGCUCUACACGGUGAAGCUGAGAUCUCUCUACUCCGCCUUCUGUCCACGUGGCAUGCUGAUAAUGGCUGUGAGAAACAGCCUUAUCCAGAUCCUCCCUCUGUUUGCAGACUAUAUAGAGGCUCAGGCUCCCAGUCUGGAAGAGGAGGAGGAGGAGGACGAGGAAGAAGAGGAGGCGAGGAGGGAGAGGGAGAGGAGGAGAGCGGCGGAAGCAGCGGAGAGGGAGAGGAAGAUUGCAGCUUUUCGGAAUAUGGGUGCAGGGAGGAUUGCUGCUGGCACAGCGUGGUUGUCGCUCAGAGAGAUGGCCGUGAUAUCAGUGCGCAGGGCGCUGGAGCACUUUUAUCUUGCUCGAACCGUGUCUGCCCGCUGGCUGUGGAAGCUGACCAAGGAUCCCACCCAGUCAGCCAUUCGCAAGGUGGGCAGGGGUCUCACAGGCUCCCCUCUAAUCAAAUCCGUUACAAUCACCAACGUCAGAGCACACUUCCUGAGCCCACUAUCCAGUGUAGCAGUGCAGCUUAUAACGGAUACCUUCACCGCCUUCCACCGCCUACUCUUCCCACCACCACCACCACAAGCGGGUCAGGGGCUCGCUAUAAGCCCUGUGAGGGCCACAGGAGUGCAGAUCGUGUGGCUAGUAAAGCGAACGCUGAGCUAUUCUCUCAAGCUCGUGUUCUCUACCGCCUCUGGAGCGCUGCUGUCGGCCGUGUGUGUGCGAUACGUGGGGCCGUGGACCACAAGCUAUGCCUACAUCCUGGGAGACAUGCUUGUCUACCAGACUGCCUCGACUCUCAUCGACCCUCUGCUUUUUUCUGCCACCACUUAG
Messenger RNA from Closterium sp. NIES-65, 1371 nucleotides. The record is from the annotation of a GenBank genome assembly. NCBI's taxonomy places the organism in Eukaryota, Viridiplantae, Streptophyta, Zygnematophyceae, Desmidiales, Closteriaceae.